AUGCCAUGGGUCUUACUUUUCAAUUAUAUUAUAUCAAUUGUAUUUGCAACCACUGCUUUUUUCCUAAACGGUUUCUUACUGUUGUCAAUAUUUUAUUACAAAAAAAUAACAGUUAACCCAAGCAUGACAUUCAUCUAUUGGAAAUUUGGAGCAGAUCUAUUUUAUACUUUAAGCUUAUCAAUUUGCAUUAGUUAUUAUCUUUUAAUGUCGCUUUCAGCUAAUUUUAUAAUUAAAAACUUAACAUUUUGGUUGGUUUGGGCAUCUACAUCAAUUGGAAGUAUGAGGUCAAUUUUGGCACUUUCAAUAUCUAUUGAGAGAGUUUUUGCAACUUUCAUCCCAGUUUAUUUCCAUAAGUAUCGGAGUAAAUUUCCAAAUCUUCUAGUUCUCUGCAUUAUUUUGGCCAAGGGAUUUCUCGAUCAAUAUAUACUUUUUGGAUUUUGUGGUAAUGAUAUCGAUGCACCUUUGGAGUGUAAUGGUAUUUUCUGUGCUGUAAACAGUUGCUAUAACUCGUUUUAUUUCUCAAGCGAGCUGGGUGUGUAUUUUGUAAAUGGAGCUUUUUCGGCUACUUUAUUUUUCCGAUUUUUCAUUUGGAAUUAUUUUUCAAAAAUGCAAAAAAACUGUAUAAUUUCUAGAGCCACCCGCAUUGCACUUCUCGAUUUUUUCAUACUGUUAUUUUUCAAUGUUCUCUCUUCACAUUUUGUUAACAAUUUAAGAAUUGUCAAUAUAAGAGAAGUCGGACCAUUAACAGUUGCCACGAAGAUGUUUGGAUUUGUUAUUGAAGGAUUGAUAACUUGCCGAGUCUUAUUUGGUGGGAAACUCGUGUCUACUUUUGUUGCAACGUCAAAUUCGCUGAAGCUGAUCUAA
Messenger RNA from Caenorhabditis elegans, 864 nucleotides. It is a transcript of the gene srbc-76, whose product is annotated as Serpentine Receptor, class BC (Class B-like). The transcript is spliced from 2 exons. The record is from RefSeq and is marked reviewed. The coding region runs from base 1 to 864 and encodes 287 amino acids. NCBI's taxonomy places the organism in Eukaryota, Metazoa, Nematoda, Chromadorea, Rhabditida, Rhabditidae.